This is a messenger RNA of Monoraphidium neglectum, 240 nucleotides long. RefSeq lists its product as hypothetical. The record is from RefSeq and is a predicted model, not a curated record. The transcript has a single exon. The annotation marks the transcript as partial. NCBI's taxonomy places the organism in Eukaryota, Viridiplantae, Chlorophyta, Chlorophyceae, Sphaeropleales, Selenastraceae. Gene Ontology annotation, molecular function: protein binding.
GUGUCCCUAAGCUUCGACGGCGCAUACCUCAUCAGCGGCUGCGACGACUCGGGCGCCGUCGGCGUCUGGUCGACUUCCACCGGCGCCCGGGUUGCCGCGUGGCGCGAGGCGGCCGCGGACGCGCCGCCGCGCUGCGUCGCGUGGGCGCCGCGGCGGCUGAUGGCGGCGAGCGGCACGAUCAUGCUCGCGCUGUGGGUGCCGGGGGCGCGCGCGCGGGAGCGCGUGCUGUUGACAAAUUAG